CUAGUUCUGUGUUCUGUGGUUGAAUGUCAAUUUUUUUCUAGGUGUCAAGCAUCGAAGUGUUUCUUGUUUUGGACAUUUUCAGAAAAUAUUAGAGGAUACAAGAAUAUUUUUACGAUUUUAGAUCUGCGUACAAAUUAUAAUCGUCAACUCUCACAAAUGGAUGUGUAUGGGUAUCCCAUGUAUCAGUAUAAUCAAUCUGACGAAUUGGCAAAGCAGAUGUAUGCACAUCAGGCAUUGGCUUCCACGAUGCAAUAUCCCAGUACUUCUAAUCGUGCUAUGAACGAGUGUGCUGCAAUGCCACCUCCUACAGGAGCUCGGUGGAACAUUCAGGGGCUAACAUGGAGCUUGCAAUCUCCUCCGAAUCUCGUUCAAUUCACAGCUCAAACACAAGUAGACAGCAAACCAAUUAUACAUUGCAAAAGGAAGGGCACAGAUUUGGAACCGUCUAUUCCUGCAAAACAGUUGAUCACAGAAGAGAAAAUGGCAGCACAUUUCAACAGCCUCCAUAUAUCAAAAGACUAUACACAGCACUCACUAGCUUCUGAAGAUGUAAUGGAAUUAUCGGUGGAUCCAGCAUUGAUCAGUGAACGGUUGAAAGGUCAUACAAUAGUGCUUUCAGAGGAUGUUAAAAAGUUAACGGAGGAACCAUUACUCCCCGCUUCACUUAUAGAAAGAAUUCAAAAACCACAAAUGUCGCUAGUGGUCUGGAAACCUCGUGAGGAAAUUAUCAAAGUCAAACCAGAGGAUGAGAAUCAUGAAGAUGGAACAAAGAAACGGAAUGGCGUUCUUGUUCCACCGGAAAACACUGGAAUGGACAUAGAAAUGUAAUUUUAAUAUUUGUUAGUCUGUAAUGUAUAAGAAAUAAUGUCUUCAAUAUUAUAUGUGAAUUGGUAAGUUUAAGCACUGAUUAUCUAUCUUCUAUAGACUCGAAGGUUACUUAAUUUUGAGAUUAGGUUAAAAAAACUCAAUAUUUUGUAACAUUUGAGUAUGAUUUAAUUAUUUCUUUUUACUAUUUUCUGUUCUAUAAUUUUGUCUCCUUUUUAGGUUAGAUUAAAUUUUAUAAUAUCAAAUGGCAUGUACCUUCUUAUUAUGUUUGGCUUAAAUUCAUUGUAAAUUCGAAGACUGUGUUCUAUUUGUAUUAAGAAAAUAUAUAUUUGUGGUGCUAUUGCUUCAUGGUGAGUAAUAAUAAUUUAUCUUUAUUA
Molecule: messenger RNA, 1202 nt
Organism: Colias croceus (clouded yellow)
Lineage: Eukaryota; Metazoa; Arthropoda; Insecta; Lepidoptera; Pieridae
Exons: 3
Coding region: 157-828 (223 amino acids)
Source: RefSeq, a predicted model, not a curated record